Molecule: messenger RNA, 2448 nt
Organism: Pelobates fuscus (common spadefoot toad)
Lineage: Eukaryota; Metazoa; Chordata; Amphibia; Anura; Pelobatidae
Exons: 5
Coding region: 433-2448 (671 amino acids)
Source: RefSeq, a predicted model, not a curated record
UUGGGCAGAUUCUAAGUAAAGAUUUCUCUCUGGUAAGAACUAUGGUGUUGGCUGUUUAUUUGUAAUAUCGGGUAGAAUACCUUAGUAGUGCUAGUCAUAUAUUUAUCUGGACAAGGGGAUAAAGAUAUAUGUUAGUUCUUGGAAGAGGUGACACAGGGAUAUUACAUUCACUAUUAAAACACAACGCAGAGUGGAUUUCUCUCAAAAGGAUACCAAUUGGAAGUAUUGGUGGUGAGAGAAGGAUUAUACAACAUAAUUGGUGCCGUGACCGUGGCCGGAAGAUUUCUUUCUUCAGAAUCUGCCUAGGAUCCAAGUUUUGACAUCAACGUAUUUGGUUCUGUGACUGUCAGCCAGAAGAGGUUUCCAGUGUCUGCAUAAAGCUUGGUGAGUAUAUUUGCUAUUUAUUCUAUUGCUGCAGUGUAUAUUUUUAAUAUGGCAUGUAAUAAGGUAGAUGCAAAAAUGGCUUGUUCAGAAAAUGUUAAACAGUGGCUUAUGAAUUAUAUUAAGAGACAUGGUGGUCCUUAUGAAAUCUCUCAGGACUGUAAACAGUCAUGGGAAAAGAUGCAGGAGUUUUUAGGAGAAAUGUUAUUUGAUAAAAAUGUUUCUGAUAAAAAAAGAAAAGGGUGUAUUAUGCAAGCAUUACUAUCAUGUUGUUUAAAAUUAGAGGGAAUUGUAAAAAUAAAGGAGGAUGUAAUGGCAGAGCUUAACUCAGUAAUGAACAUGAAAUCUGAGAAAUUGAAUAAUAAGAUUGUAGAUCUAAGAGUGCAUGCAGUUACAACUGGUGAAGCUUUGAUUGAAAAGGCCAAAAUGUGUGACAAACUUACAGUGGAGAAUGAGAGGCUGAAUGAGAAAAUUUUGGAGAUGCAAAAAGAAUUGGAUGAAUGUAGACAUGCUACUAAUAUGGCGUUUAAUAAAAUGGCAGAAAGCAUGGCACCUUCGAGUAGGUCUCCUGUAUCUGAAAUUCCAGGGUCUAUUGCUAACCCAGGGAUUGAAGAUACAGGAUACAAACCUAUUUAUCCAUUGGAGGAUUUGAAACAAAAGUCAGUGACAAAUCUCCCUGCUGCUCCAACUACAACAACCACAGUGUUGAAUCCUGAUAAUUCUGGAGAGAUUCAGCUGGUUACUAAGCAGUUAAAGCCACAAGAAAUGGAUGCCAUAGUUAGAGAAAUAGGGCAGGUCCCUCAGCAGGAUAUCAAUCGCUUUUUGCAAUGGUUUUGUGGAAUUCAAAGAGUGAAAGAGAUGUAUAGUUUGACAACUAGUGAUAUGGAGAGAGUGCUGCAGAGAGUUGUUGGAAAUGGAUUGUGGGUCAGGAUUGUACAGACAUGUGGUCAGCAGCGUAGAACUAGGGAUAUGUUGAAAGAGAUCUUGAGGGCACUUUAUGGAAUUACAUCAAAUGUGUCAUUGUCUGGAAAAAUUAAACAGCUGAAACAAGAGUCUCCGUAUGAAUUGUCAGCUAGAAUCUCCACAGUGAUGGAACAGUUUGGUGUCAGUAAUCCUGGUUUUGAACAGGGAGGGAUGGUGCAUAGAUCAAUGUUUUUGGAUGCAUUAGAGGAAGAUAUUAAGGAUGAGAUAUUAUCUGUAACCCCAAACCCAUCAGAAAUGUGUGAUUUACUGUUAAGAGCUGAUAAUUUGUGGCGAAGAAAGGUUAAAAAUGAGAGUUUUGCUGUAGAUGCUGCCAGGAUUUUCAGAGUAGAGAGGAGAGACAGGUCUACCAUGUAUCCUCAGAAACCAAUCAGGGGAAAUAGAUUUCAGCAUAUGGAAAAUUUUAGAGGUGAGAAUGAAUCUGGUAGUGACAAAAGACGUAGAGAUCCACAGAGGGACCAUAGGAAUAGGGAUAGUGCUAAAGGGAGCAAUGUAAUAGGAGACAAUUGGAGAAAUAGAUGGGAGGAGCCUCAGAUAAUAGGAGAUGGAGUGGAUCCCUGGAAGAGCAGCCCACAUAAGGAAUAUGAAGUGCAAGAAAACAGCAGUCGUGAUGUGGUGGUUAUGUGUUGGAAAUAUCCAGGAGGAAGUGAUUUACAUAAGAGUACCAGUAUAUUUUGUGCCAAUGCCACAAAGGACGUGAGGAUAAAGAUGCUGCUGGAGAGAAAUUUUACAUUUUCCCAGGAUGGUGUUGUAACAUGCAGCCCCCAUCAGACUGGAUUACGUAAUACAGUUGACCCAGCAAUUAACAUAAGAAUGAUAAAUUCUCAGGACUGUCCAACUACCACCCUGUGGCCAGAGCAUGGCCUUUUCUUCCAACCAACACAAACUGUUGCGUAUACUGAUGUAUCUUAUCAAAUUAUGCUUAAAGAGGGACGAGUGGAUUUUAACACUCUAGCUGAAACUGAUGUCACGAUACAGAACAUUCACACAGUUGCUGCAGAUUUGCAGUGGAUUAAUAUAUCGGUGAAUGCUCUCAGAGAAUCAGUUAAUAACAAUAAUGUAUCUAAAGCUAUGGCUGGUCCUUAG